Salvelinus fontinalis (brook trout) is the source of this 7117-nucleotide messenger RNA. RefSeq lists its product as uncharacterized. The record is from RefSeq and is a predicted model, not a curated record. NCBI's taxonomy places the organism in Eukaryota, Metazoa, Chordata, Actinopteri, Salmoniformes, Salmonidae. The transcript has 2 exons. Bases 4588 to 5532 code for a protein of 314 amino acids.
ACAGUACAGCAUACAGUACAGCAUACAGUACAGCAUACAGUACAGCAUACAGUACAGCAUACAUACAGCAUAGAUACAGCAUACAUACAGCAUACAUACAGCAUAGAAACAGCAUACAGUACAGCAUAGAUACAGCAUACAUACAGCAUAGAUACAGCAUAGAUACAGCAUACAGUACAGCAUACAGUACAGCAUACAUACAGCAUAGAUACAGCAUAGAUACAGCAUAGAUACAGCAUACAGUACAGCAUACAUACAGCAUAGAUACAGCAUACAUACAGCAUAGAUACAGCAUACAUACAGCAUAGAUACAGCAUACAGUACAGCAUACAUACAGCAUACAUACAGCAUAGAUACAGCAUACAGUACAGCAUACAGUACAGCAUACAUACAGCAUAGAUACAGCAUACAGUACAGCAUACAUACAGCAUAGAUACAGCAUACAUACAGCAUAGAUACAGCAUACAUACAGCAUAGAUACAGCAUACAGUACAGCAUACAGUACAGCAUACAGUACAGCAUACAUACAGCAUAGAUACAGCAUAGAUACAGCAUAGAUACAGCAUACAUACAGCAUAGAUACAGCAUACAGUACAGCAUACAGUACAGCAUACAGUACAGCAUACAGUACAGCAUACAGUACAGCAUACAUACAGCAUACAUACAGCAUACUGUGACGGCCCUGCAUUUGUCUGAAGCGUCUCAGUGCUUCUCCUUCCAACCUACCUGGCACCCCUACAAACAACAACCUCAAGUUAAAACUGUUACAUAGAAAAUGGCACCCCGGAUGGGACCUCUUUCAACAUUUUGAGAAAUAACCAAAGCAAAUAUUUUUGUGCGGAUUGUGUGUUAUUUAAAACAAUGGAUUAAACUCAAGCAGAUGUGCUCAUCCAUAUCAUUACCUGUCAAUGGGAAUACACAGGGUCAUUCUGACCCUCGAGCUGACAAUACACAUCAUAAUGUGAAUGGAGAUAAUGGAGUUGAUUUGGGCCAGAGCUCUGGGAAUCUGAAUGCUCGGUCUGGACCACAGGCCACAGGAAGUCUAACUAGUCUAACUUAAUAAGUCUAACUAGUUACUCACUUAUUGACAUGGAUCUGUGUGAAAGUACUGAGCUAGCCCUCCCUCUGACACCCAACCUUCCUCCAUUAUUCUAGUUUAUCUCCAGAGGUUGUAGUCUUACAACUUCAAGGUGACAUCCUUGAUAUUCGUCGGACUCAACAACAUCUCCAAAAUCUCGCAUGUCUCACCACUACUUCCUGGGCUGACUUUGAGGCCAACUUUUCAUAUGCAUUUCUGUCUGAGGACUACACAGGUGAGCUGGCAGACAGAGUCAGGAAUCGAGUGCAAAGAGAGAGAACGAGUAUCCGUGACUGCAUACGGUUACCACUCCCUGUGCAGACGGUGGCAACCUGGCAUUAAAGAGUAAGAGGUCAUUAAGUUGAUCUUGAAGAACAUCCAACCCUCUACUAGCCAGUCAACUCAGAGAAAGAGUCACCACUGUCGAUGGACUGGUUCGCCUGGGACAGCAGUUCCAGAAGGACAGAGAAUGCCAACAGCAAUAUGAACAGAGAAAGAGUCAUCACUGUCAAUGGACUGGUUUGCCUGGGACAGCAGUUCCAGAAGGACAGAGAAUGCCAACAGCAACAUGAACAGAGAACGAAACAGACACCCAAACAGUUACCCAAGCCAGACCAUCAACAACAGCCAGAGUCUCCAGCCAAGACCCCUCCCAUGUUCUGUUGGAGAUGUGGCCAAAAGGGACAUUCUUCAGCUACAUGUCCAAAUCAGUAUCAAGUAAACCCUUCCAGAAACCACAAAUCACAACAGGCCAACACGCCUAACACACUUCGCAGGAACGACCAUCCUACUCUGGGUGCUUUGACCAAAGCUGAAACCCUAAGAGUCACUGCCUACGCCCCCCCCCCGCCGACAUCCCCUUCCUUUCAGUUAAUACCGCACCAACUGGUGUUACCCCUGUCCAUACAGGCUGUGAGAAGAGCUCAGCUGGAACAGCCAGAGAAGUUAAGGCUGUUGGAACAGCUGCAGAAUAAUGCUGAUGUAUUUACUUCAAGGCAGGGAAGCACCGGGCUCCUGAAGCACAAAAUAUUCCUUACACAGGAAGUGCCGAUCAAGUAGAAGCCAUAUUGUUUGUCCCCAGCGAAUCUAAUCAUCCAAAAGGGACUCAUUAAUGAUAUGUUGAUAUAAUUGAACAUUCCUCCUCUCCCUGGACUGCUCCUAUUGUCCUCAUCCCCCAAAAAGACUGGUGGUCUUAGAUUUUGUGUGGACUAUAGGAAGACCAACAAUGUCUCCCAGACUGAUGCCUAUCCUCUUCCCACCAUCCAAGAGAUCCUGGAGUCAUUGUCUGGUGCUGUUGUGUUCACUACCCUUGACCUCAAUAGUGGCUAUUGGCAGGUUGAGAUGGACCAGGAAAGCAAGGACAAGACUGCUUUUGUGCUGAGGGCCUGUUUUCCUUUUAAAGUGAUGCCUUUUGGAUUAAAGAAUGCACCUGCCACUUUCCAAAGACUGAUGGAGAUUGCGUUAGCUGAGCUCAAAGGGAAGAUCUGUUUUGUCUACCUGGACAAUAUAAUUAUCUACUCCCAGACCAGGGAACAACACUUUCAAGAUCUUCAAGCAGUGUUGGACAAGCUAAGAGAAGCUGGUCUGACAUUCAACAUGAGGAAGAGCAACUUCUGCCAAACCUCCCUGAAGUUCCUUGGCCAUAUUGUAUCUUUUGAACGCAUUCAUGUGGAUCCUGAAAAGACAAAGGCUGUAGAAGACUUCCCUGUGCCAACCACCCACAAGGCCCUUCAACGGUUACUUGGGAUGGCUGGAUGGUACCAUCGGUUUGUGUUAAACUUCUCCCAGGUGGCAGAACCACUCAACGCAUUAAAGCGAAAAGGAGUGAAAUUCCGAUGGACGGCAGAGUUCCAGACAUCCUUUGAAACCCUGAAACGACACCAUGUCAACACCUCCCAUUUUGGGUCAUCCCAACUUUGACUGCCCUUUUGUUGUUUACACUGAUGCAAGUGAUGUUGUACUUGGUGCUGUCCUAGUCCAACAGACUGGACUUGGCAUUGAAGAAGUGCUAGCGUCCGCCAGUCGGACAUUGAAUGGAGCAGAACAGAACUACUCCACAACCGAGCAAGAGUGCCUUGCAGUUGUCUGGGAUUUGGAAAAGUGGAGGUACUACCUGGAGGGAAGACACUUCACUGUGGUCACUGACCAUUCCUUCCUUUGUGUGGGCAUUGUCUUCAAACCUUGAAGACAAUGGUUGCUUUAUAUGUAGGGACCCAGCACAAACGCUGGGACAAGCACCACGAGUUUCGAUUUGCCCUGAAUUCUGCUGUGCAAGAGUCCACUGGAGUCACCCCUGCAGAGCUGAACCUAAGUCGUCCCCCUCCGAGGACCCUUGGAUAUGGUGCUACAGCCCCAGCAGGUUACUCCAGACUCUGCCUGCUAUGACCAGGUAGUCCAUCUCCACGACUUGAGAGCUCUUGUCUCAAAGAACAUGAUCCAGGCCCGACUCAAGCAGAAGGGAAAUUAUGAUAAAAAGAGACGAGACAUGCAGUUCCAGGUUAGUGAUCGGGUGUGGCUUCGCUCUCAUCAUUACUCAAAAGCUGAACAACUCUUCUUGGCCAAGCUCGCUCCUAAAUGGCAAGGACCAUAUAGGAUUGUGGAGCAGAUGGGCCCUUUGAACUACCGAGUGGUGAAAGAAGACACUGGUGAAGAUAUGCGCGUUGUCCAUGUCUCACGCCGUAAGGCCUGUUACCCCUCAGCUGAGGAGCUUGAGCGCCACAAAGUCAUGAAUAUUUUUGUAGAGGAAAGUGAUAAAGACUUUUCUCGGUUUCCCAGACCAAGAUGUGCCUUCCAGGGCAAUGGUUGGCUUUUUCCAGGAGAGGGGGUUUAUGACGGCCCUGAAUUUGUCUGAACUGUCUCAAUGCUUCUCUUACCAAUAGGACGUUUCCCCUUUAAUGCCCUAUUAAAUAGCCAGCAUCAGCUGCUCAAAAGUGGGGUUGUCAUGGUGGUGCGAAUGAGGAUGUGUUCAACCCUCAGUUCCGAAGCUUCUUCACUCCGUUUGUUUUGUUGUAUUUAAAAGUGUGCUUUGUAGCCUUGUCUUAAGUUUAACCAGGAUCGGAUCCACUAAUUUCUUCCUUUGGACACAUCUCAUUUGGUCUCCGUUGUUUUGACCUUAUUUCAUUUGUAUGAGUGUGAUUUAUACCGUGUUGAUUUGUGGUCAGUUGUAGUUGAAGACAACUAAGAUUUGAUAGUGUUUAUGGUUGUAUGUUAAAAGAGUUUUUGAUAUUUUGAUUGUAUGAUUGAGACUGGGUUUACGCUACACUUUUAUGAACGGACAAACAUUGCGUGAUUAAGGUCACUUGAGUUCACUGAACUUUUUACUGGGCUGGACUAUUUUAGGCCUGAGGCACGGGACUUUUCUGGAGGAACCAGAGCUCAUUGUUUGUUAUAUUAUUGUGUGUGUGUGAUCAUUUAUAUUGGUAAUACAACCCCUGCAAAAUAAGUUGUUUUGAAGUUAUUUCCAAUGUUUUAAGGGUUUAUGAAAAGUGAAUUUCCAGACUGACUUUUACAUGAGUCCUUUGUGUUGGUGUGGACUUGGCGGACCAGAAGGGACUCAUUCCCUCCCAAACCAAAAGGAGAAAUCUAUUUUCUCUGGUAGGCACAACCUACCUGGCACCCCAACAAACAAUAACCACAAGACAAAACUGUUACAAUACAUACAGCAUACAUACACAGUACAGCAUGCAUACACAGUACAGCAUACAUACAUAGUACAGCAUGCAUACACAGUACAGCAUACAUACAUAGUACAGCAUACAUACAUAGUACAGCAUACAUACAUAGUACAGCAUACAUACACAGUACAGCAUACAUACAUAGUACAGCAUACAUACACAGUACAGCAUACAUACAUAGUACAGCAUACAUACAUAGUACAGCAUACAUACACAGUACAGCAUACAUACACAGUACAGCAUACAUACACAGUACAGCAUGCAUACACAGUACAGCAUACAUACAUAGUACAGCAUGCAUACACAGUACAGCAUGCAUACACAGUACAGCAUACAUACAUAGUACAGCAUACAUACACAGUACAGCAUACAUACAUAGUACAGCAUACAUACAUAGUACAGCAUGCAUACACAGUACAGCAUGCAUACACAGUACAGCAUACAUACAUAGUACAGCAUGCAUACACAGUACAGCAUGCAUACACAGUACAGCAUACAUACAUAGUACAGCAUACAUACACAGUACAGCAUACAUACAUAGUACAGCAUACAUACAUAGUACAGCAUACAUACAUAGUACAGCAUACAUACAUAGUACAGCAUGCAUACACAGUACAGCAUGCAUACACAGUACAGCAUGCAUACACAGUACAGCAUACAUACACAGUACAGCAUACAUACAUACAACAAUGUUGCACCAUUUGCCACAAAUUAACCUUACAGAGAUGGUUCACUCGAAAAUCACAGUUUGUCAGUACUUUUUUUCCUAUUGCAAAUUAGUAUGAUUCUUUUGAUUCAUGCAUGUUCCUGAUUCAUGUAGUAGGAUCCUCACACCAGAGGGUGAGAGAUAGGUAAUACAUUCAUGUAGUAGGAUACUCACACCAGAGGGUGAGAGAUAGGUAAUACAUUCAUGUAGUAGGAUACUCACACCAGAGGGUGAGGGAUAGGUAAUACAUUCAUGUAGUAGGAUACUCACACCAGAGGGUGAGAGAUAGGUAAUACAUUCAUGUAGUAGGAUACUCACACCAGAGGGUGAGAUAGGUAAUACAUUCAUGUAGUAGGAUACUCACACCAGAGGGUGAGAUAGGUAAUACAUUCAUGUAGUAGGAUACUCACACCAGAGGGUGAGGGAUAGGUAAUACAUCCUGAUUCAUGUAGUAGGAUACACACACCAGAGGGUGAGAGAUAGGUAAUACAUCCUGAUUCAUGUAGUAGGAUACACACACCAGAGAGUGAGAGAUAGGUAAUACAUCCUGAUUCAUGUAGUAGGAUACACACACCAGAGGGUGAGAGAUAGGUAAUACAUUCAUGUAGUAGGAUACUCACACCAGAGGGUGAGAGAUAGGUAAUACAUCCUGAUUCAUGUAGUAGGAUACUCACACCAGAGGGUGAGGGAUAGGUAAUGCAUUCAUGUAGUAGGAUACUCACACCAGAGGGUGAGAGAUAGGUAAUGCAUUCAUGUAGUAGGAUACUCACACCAGAGGGUGAGGGAUAGGUAAUACAUUCAUGUAGUAGGAUACACACACCAGAGGGUGAGAGAUAGGUAAUACAUUCAUGUAGUAGGAUACUCACACCAGAGGGUGAGGGAUAGGUAAUACAUUCAUGUAGUAGGAUACACACACCAGAGGGUGAGAGAUAGGUAAUACAUUCAUGUAGUAGGAUACUCACACCAGAGGGUGAGAGAUAGGUAAUACAUUCAUGUAGUAGGAUACUCACACCAGAGGGUGAGAGAUAGGUACUACAUCCUGAUUCAUGUAGUAGGAUACACACACCAGAGGGGGUGAGAUAGGUAAUACAUCCUGAUUCAUGUAGUAGGAUACUCACACCAGAGGGUGAGAGAUAGGUAAUACAUUCAUGUAGUAGGAUACACACACCAGAGGGUGAGAGAUAGGUAAUGCAUUCAUGUAGUAGGAUACUCACACCAGAGGGUGAGAGAUAGGUAAUACAUUCAUGUAGUAGGAUACUCACACCAGAGGGUGAGAGAUAGGUAAUACAUUCAUGUAGUAGGAUACUCACACCAGAGGGUGAGAGAUAGGUAAUACAUUCAUGUAGUAGGAUACACACACCAGAGGGUGAGAGAUAGGUAAUGCAUUCAUGUAGUAGGAUACUCACACCAGAGGGUGAGAGAUAGGUAAUACAUUCAUGUAGUAGGAUACUCACACCAGAGGGUGAGGGAUAGGUAAUACAUUCAUGUAGUAGGAUACUCACACCAGAGGGUGAGAGAUAGGUAAUACAUUCAUGUAGUAGGAUACUCACACCAGAGGGUGAGAGAUAGGUAAUACAUUCAUGUAGUAGGAUACUCACACCAGAGGGUGAGGGAUAGGUAAUACAUUCAUGUAGUAGGAUACUCACACCAGAGGGUGAG